Molecule: messenger RNA, 11695 nt
Organism: Ceratitis capitata (Mediterranean fruit fly)
Lineage: Eukaryota; Metazoa; Arthropoda; Insecta; Diptera; Tephritidae
Exons: 6
Coding region: 1370-8521 (2383 amino acids)
Source: RefSeq, a predicted model, not a curated record
GUAUACGGUUGUAAAUAGCGGAAGAUUAUGAACUUCAGGCUAUAACGGUAAACACCCUAAUGUGGCAAGUGUUUUGAGUGUUAGUCAAGCAAAGAAUAAGUUAAAAAAAUUAAAUAAUUAGUGAUUACAGUUAAGGAAGCAAACAAGAACAAGCUGAAAGUGCCAAAAAUAGAUGAAACUAUACAUACACACAUACAUAUAUAUUUCCAUAAGUGAAGUACAAUUUUCUCCGCUGCCAAAUGCAACACUGACUUGCAACAUCAACAUGAAUUGUGCCAAAGCAACUCCACUCCGUCGGAGCAGAGUGUGAAGUGUGUGAAAGUGAAUAAGAAAGCGAGAAAGCCACAUGAAGCACGAAGUUCGUCAGAAGUUCAAUGAGUUGAAAAAUCGCAAAAAAUCAAAAAAAAAAAUUUUGAAAUAUUUGCCGAAAAAAUGUUGUCGUGAAUUUCAAUGAAAAUCCCAUGAAAUUCAAGUGCAAAAGUUGCGAAACUGAGUGAACGAUUAAGAAGUGAAUAGUUGUUGUAAACGUGAAAAUUCUUCGCUUUCACAAGGACCCGGAUUACCUUUGAAAGUCGAUGCGAAGCAGCAAGUUUUUGAGCUCAUCAAAGCACAUUAUUUUAGAGCAGCAGACGAAAACAGAACAGACCACAAAGUUGUUGAGAGUGAACAGAUCGACGCACCACAGCUUCCCACCGGAGCCCACCAUUUAUACUCGCAGCCUUCAGCGUCCUCGCCUCCCGCGUUGAAAGAGAGACUUCAUCGACUAGCGCAGCCCAUCUUCCGCAGCUCGUUUGAGUUUUAUAAACUGGCGAGAAAGUUGGCUUCGCACGUACACGGCAAAGUCCCCCCACACGCACCAAGCAGCAGCAACAGUCAGUGGCGCUGGUUGCAUGAUAUAACGAACUUGGAAACUUUUCUAGAGUACUAAGUGCAUUAGUCAGUCGCUUUUUUUCGCUCGUUCGGCGCAAAACAUUUACAAAGUAGAAGAAAGUGAACUCCUCAUCGCAUUGUUAGUGGCGCUGUUACGUGUUUUGCUUCGUUGAAAUGUGUCUCGGCCGACAGCCAUCGCACGGGCUUCUACGCACGACUCCAAGUAUAUGAUUGCAACACACACAUCGCACAGCACUUAGUGGCACAUGUUUUGAGGAGGUAUUUUCCUAACUUCCUGUUUACUGAAAUGGGAACAACAAUGUCCUUGGCACUUGCAACCCAAACUGCAGACGAAUGAGUGCAUGCAAGAGUUGUGGCAAAGGAAGCAGCCGAUAAGAAGGAAAUUAAAAAACAUAACAACAACUACUAAAGCGAACUUUGCGAGGAACUUCACAUCGCAAGAGCCGAUAUACAAAGUGCGCAUUUUUUCUUCAGCAAAAUGACAAGGUGGCUUAUGACAAACAAAAGGGUGUUAACCGCCACUUGGCUCUGUGCGCUCUUGUUGCUGCAGACGCAAAGUGGCGGCACCGCACCCACACAUCACCUGGCAGUUAGUGUGGAGGGAAACACACCGACGCUGAUAGUAACGUCGGCGGAAAUUGGCAUAACGCCAAAAAUUAUGCACGCAACCCGAACCCCAAUGCCCCUGCAUGCCGAGAUCGAAGCCGGGAUGACAACUGUGGGUGUACCUACUACGCAUAGUCUCGAAAUGCAGAAAGUGUCGAAGGGUAGGGUGCAGAAGGUGAAGGGGAAAUCCCAUAAAUCGGUGUACGGCAAGAAGUGGCAUUAUGCCGCCAAAGAGCGGGAGAAAAGCAAAGAGAAGACAGCGCUUACGAGUGUACCCACAGUUGUUGCAAUCAAACCAACCACGGUACAUCCGGGCACUCAUAGGGCCGAUAUAGCGAGCACAAAUGCCGUCAGCUCAAUACAAAAUAUUGAAUCUACAACAAAAACAAACAUCAAAGUAGAGGAUUUACAGGCAAACACAGACGUUGCGAGGACCUCAGCCAACGAGACUGGGGCAGAAUCGAAUGCCGGCUCAAGCAGUGUUGUUGUUGAUGCCAUCAUUAAGCCAAAACAGUUUGACAUAAAACCGGUCGAACAAGAAAAUGGAAGCACGCCAGCCGCCGAGGUGUCUGCGACAAUUGGCAGCUUGCCACAUUCAACUGAGGUGACAACAAAGGCAACGAGAAACAUAAACACUGAGGCACCACCACCAAUAACUACAUUUACAAGCACUACAGUUGCCGAGGUGGGCGUAGCGACAGAAUAUAACGGUGAUUUUCCAUCACCCCAUCCUCGGCGUCUUAAUGGCUUCGGCACGAAGGAGACACCGGCGGCAGGAACCACAACACGCAGAACGAUUUUGGCCGAAAAAGUAACGGGAACACCAGCAUUCAUAGAGCUACAUGACACAACAGCAGCAACAGCAACAAAAGGUACGUCUACCGCAUCAACUACUACAGCAGCAAACGCAAGUGAAACUGCUGCAACUAAAAUGCCAAUCUCGGCGACAACAGCAAAUGUGCCGCAGAUUGCUAUCCAAAUUGAAACGCUGCCAAAGGCGAUAACGGUUACAACUAUGUCACCAGCAACAGUAGCAACAACAACUGCAGUGAAUAUCGAAACAGUUACCAGCACACUUAUCGGCACCGGCAACGGCAAUGGAAGGAGCUUCUCCAUCCCCAUCAGACAUGAAGCAGUGAAGGCCAGCGAAAUGGCAACAACAACCACCGAAUUUCCAAUAACCGAACGCGUAGAUGUCGUCACUAAAAGUGGCCUGGCAGUGUCAACAUCAUCAUCCAUUGUGAGCCCCGCAAUCUUCCGUGAUGUAAUUGAAAAGAGCUCCACGAGCAUCGGCGAUAAGCCGGUGUCAUCAGCCCACCCACCAACAGAAGGCGACACCGACAGAGUAGACAAACAAACAGCCAUGGAGGUGGACAGCAGGACUCCACCACCAAGGACGGAGAUGGCCAACAAGGAAACCAUUUUAAUUUUAACUACAAAAACAACUCUCUCAGAAACCCCAUCGGCAAUACCAAUAACAACAGCAACAACAACAACCAACCAUAGUAUACCAACUACACAAUCAAAACAUACAGCCACACAAAAUGUCAACCCGGAUAGUGGCAUAAUAUUUAUUGACGACGUGUCCGAUAACCAUGAAGACUGGCGAAAAGACGACGCCGAAAAGACGCCGGCUGCAGAGGAGGUGGAAAUGCAGCACGAUGAAGCCAUUAUUGGCAGACACGGCGACGUUAGGAAUGCCAGCGCACACGAAGACACUGAUGCCGCCGGUGGUGGGGGUGGGACCGGCGCUGAAGGCAUCAUAAAACUUAUUGACUUGGAAAAACAUGAUUUAAAAGCGAUUGUGAAGGCAAAGCAGUUCCGCGGCAACAACAAAAAUGACACGUCAGGCGAAGAUGAUGGCCACGAUGGUGUUAAAAAGACGAGGAAAAAGCAACUUACCGCGAAGCAUUAUCUGCCCAUUGCCGGAGUAAGCUUAAGUGCUGAAACUCAUUUCGAAGAUUUAGUGUUUGGCCCUCGAAACGAGACAUCAGCAGAUCGAGCUCACAGAACGUCUCUUUCUGAAGUGAUACACAAGAACCAUAGCACGGUAGGGAUGAGCCAAGGUGAUGUCCUAUCAAAAACAAUACUGCAGGGUGAAAAGGCUACGCAAAUUAUCGGGCUUGAGGGUGCCAAACUUAAGAGCGAGCCCUCACAUUCUCUACAUUAUCACCAAAUUCAAAAAUUCACAACUCCUUCCCCACCAUUAAAACCAGUGCACAAUGGUUACUUAGGUCCAAUACUCAUGGAAAAGAAGCGUUUCACGGUAUUUCACGACGCGAAAAAACUUCAUCAGCACCAUGAGACCUCGAUCGAAACGCAAUUACGUGAGGGAAGUCUCGUUGAAAUUCUAGCACCAACCUCGCUGUUGGAGCAGUCCACAACACAGGCACCAGGGAGACAACUUCUGGCUGGCGCAGUUUCAAUGAGUACGACGACUCCAGCAGCGCCUUCGGCCUCGCCCUUCGCUUUUAUUUAUCCUAUUAACGAACAGAGUGCUCCAAUGCUUUCCACAACGGUCUUUCAAGUGCCAGAGUCCAUGAGCAGCACUACUCGCCUGCCAAUGGGCACCAAGCAUCUUCACACGAACGACACUAGACCAGAGCAAGGACGUUUACGCGAACAGAUUCAGCAACAACGUGAAUUUUUGAGUACACCGAAGUUCGAGAAUAGUGAACGUACCGAGUCAAAAAUAUCCGACAUACAAGUUGAGGUGUAUGACUCGACUGUGGAUUCCAUAGUGGCGUCUACAAAUUUUAAGGAUAGCGAAGGCUUCUAUGCGCUCCCAUUGGAAGCUGAUGCCGAUACACCGGCUGGUACUACUAGGCCACCAAUGCAGCCUCAGGAGCGUUUCACACAAUAUGUUGUCGAUCGAGCCGAUUACGCCACGCAGGAGUCGAGUGCUACGCCCCAACUAAACAUAGCUGCGGGCAAGCCAGAACCUGCUGCUAUUGAAAUACAUAUUAAUGUGUCAGAGGGUAUCGGUAAUGAGAGUGAGGAUUUGGAAUUUUCUUAUAGGCAGCCAGAAUAUGGCAACUCGCGUCCUAACUCCGUAGAUGAGUUAAUGGCGAAGACGGCAAAAGCCAUAUCGAUGAGGCCCAUUACCACCAGCACAAAUGCCCGCCAAAACGAGUCGAAUACACAUGUGAACGUUGAGCGCGGCGAUGAGAUUUUGGUUGUAGAGAUUAUUGACACAGGCGAUAACAUCACAGAGGGCUCACUGAGUGCGGAGAAUAUUAAUCCGAUAUUUACUUUUCGCUCUGAUGCCGAGUCUGAUAUCGAGUUGAAAGACAUUAAAUACCUACCACCCGAGGUUAAAGUGAAGCCGCCACAGAUGUCCGACGAACUCUUUCUGGCUGAUCUGAAGAAAGAAAACGGUUUGCCAAAACCGCCAUUGCCACCUCCGCCACCACCACGCAAGCCGACCAUUGACCGAGACUCAGACACCAUAUUCUAUAUAUCCAAUACCGAGGUGAAAGUGGGCGAGUCCCUACCCACGGCAAACACGAACUAUGAACAGCAACAACAGCAGCAGGAACAAUUGCGCAAGACUAGAUUAGAGAACCAAUUCUUUCCGGCAAACUAUCUAGCGAGCACUCAUCCGAACUCGGCACCACCCCAACUACGCUACGAAGAAGACAUCAUCCUUUCACCCGUACGCAACACCGCAGAUUCGCUAAAGAUAUUCCGCAGCCAAGGCGAUGGCGCACCACCGUUGGACGUCACUUAUGUCGGCGAGUCGGUGAUGGAAGUAGAACAAUCUUCUGGUGCGGGCGCAGGUGUCAGCACUACCAUCGCAACGGCCGCCUUCCCUCCUGGUGCUGUCUCACCUUCACAAAUGCCAGACGUCAUCAUACAGCCUGCCAUUUUGCCCGAGAUGUCGAUUGGGGUGCCGGUGAUAGGUGAGUUGCCGCCACAAAUUGAACUCAAGGAAAUCGAUUUCAUGCCCGACGAAGCAAACCAACAGCAUUCAGGCAUGUACGAGAACAACAUGCUGGAGGAUAAUGGCAAUGGCAAUGCCAACGGUAACGGCAACGGCAACGGUAUCGCCAUUGUGAAUAGCAACGACGUUGAUAGACUUGCCGAGUCUUCCGUACAGUACGGUGGCGAUCUGAUAGAUGAGAGUGCUGGCGGCGGCGGCUUUGAUGGUGUAGAAGGUUCCUACCCAUUCGGAAAUCCAGCUGUAAUGGCGCACAACAACAAAGCAGCCCACCAUGAGGCAGAAUAUGCACACUUCACGGUCAACCAUGGCGUAAAUAAUCUGCGAAAGGAUGAGUUGAGCGUUGAUGUGGCGGCGGUGGGCUCCGGGGAAGUGCCAUCUGGGCAAGUAAAUUUAGAGAAUGGCGGUGAGUUGAAGGAAUUGCUUGCGCGCAACGGUAACGAGACAUUCCCCUUAUCCAUGCUGGCGAAUGGUAGUUACGCUGGCUUAGCGUCGGCUACCGAGCGCAUGAGUAAUGCCACUGCCUACUCAGUGAUGGAGGAAGAGCGGAACGAGCUCGAAUUGUUGCUUAAAAACCAUUAUACACUCGUAGUGGGAGCCUUCAUUGUGUUGCUGCCCGUCGUUUUGACUGCCGCUCUAACUUGUACCAUGUGGCUCGUCUAUCUUAAAUAUUUUGGUUCAUCGAAUACCAGGAACGCCGAUCAGACCAAUGGAAAUGUGGCAAAUGGCAAACAUGGAGGAGAACAUGGAAGCACAGAAGACGAGUCCACCACCGACCCAACGAUUUCCGUCCGACCGAAACAACCGCUACCGUCCUCCGAUGCAAAUCUCAGCAAUGGAAAUUGCAUCAAAGUGAAGCCGAACUUAGAAAGUCAUUCGUCCGUAGAUGAGACAAAUGUAACCAAACCGUCCAGCCGUCCAGCUUCUGCACACAAUGACAUGGACUAUGGUAUCAGCGUUGAUGAUGGGAAGGCGGGGGAAGUGAUGCUGUUGCCGGGCAAUGUGGGCGCGGCCGCAGCACCAACUUCCAUCUCAAUUCCAAUGUCAUCGUUGCAAAAGCCCAUUGAUAACAAUAAGUUGACGACAACUCAAGCCAAUAUUUUUGCUAACAACUCCGUCCAAGAGAACUUUACACGUCCUAAUGGCUCUGUCACGAAGAUGACUUUGAAAAACAAUCACCUGAUCGUUGAGACUGAAGAGCGACACGAUAUAUCCCGCGUCGCGCGUGAAACUAAAAUGCAUUACAACAACUCGGAAAAGGACGGUGUGUUUGUUGUCGAGGUAGCACGCGGCGUCGACUCCAAGAGCAUACCGAACAGCCCAACCAGCGAAGAACCGCGUCCCAUCUACCAAACACCACCGGCAGCUGCAGCUGCAGCCGCGGCCACCUUGCGAACAGAAGAUGAAAAAGUAUUGAGAAACCACGAAGAGAUACAAAUCCACCAGCCCCCACCAGAGACCAUAAUUCAACCGGCAAAUGGUUUCGAAGAAAUGCCCGAACGGAGCCUACAUCAAAUUAUCGAACUGGAAGAACCCACAGUAUCGCCACACUCAUUUAGAGAUGAUUCAGCCAAGAAGGCGAUCUCUAAUCUCGUACGCAAUUCCAAUACAGGACUCUCACAAUCCGACUUGAGUUCAUCAUCAUCCACCGAUUCGAACAAACGAUAUUCAUAUGGCAAUCAGGAGCUCUACACCAUUGAGCCAGCUUCCUAUGCGUCCGGUUCCCCAUCAACCAUUUUACCGCUGGUACGUCCCUCAGCACCUAAUGAGACUGAGGAUGACGAUCGUAGGUCAGAUAAUGGACACAGUCUUGAACAUUCGCCUGCUGCUGCACAGGGAAAUGGCGUCACUGCGCUGGGCAAUGACGGAAGCGUUUGCAAUCAAGAGAUGUCCAAUGAUGUGAAAACCAAUGAGCAGGUAAUAACAGAAAAUGAUGUGAAUGCGGCCAAAAGCAAUGAGGCGGAAUUAUUGCCAGCGAAUAUUGAAGAGACAGAUAUUGUACCCGUUAAUGAGACAGUGUCGCCUGUCGAGGGGAUUUCCGUCGUAGAAAAAAUUGAAGAAGACGGAAAAGACAGGCUGGAUAGUGAUGAUGUGGAGGAAGAAGAAAAUGAGGAGGAGACCACAGAAAUAAAUGAAGCGUUGAAUGAAGUAGCAGAAAAUGAGGACGAAGAAAUAGGAAGUGUAAAAUGUAUAAACAACAAUAACAAAGCAUUAGAGAAUGCAAACGAAGCGCCAGGCCAAAAGGAUGCCGAGUGUAACCAAAUUUCUCAGACGCUGAGCGAUUUUAAAGAUGAAAUAAAUUCAGAAAACGCGCAAAAAAUUGACCAAGAGGUGUUAAUGAGCACACCAGCCGCAGCUCCUCUCUCCUUCGCCCAACCAAUACUUUGCAAUUAUGGCUACGAUAGCAUCAUAAGUCUGCCAGAUCCGCCAUCCACCGAGGAGAUUAAAGAAUUGGGCGAAUUCGUCGGUAUUGAGAAUAACCAAUUGGACUCGCUGCCACCACCGUCGCCACCACCACCACCGAUUGCUGCUGAUAUGAAUGACAACACAGCUACUGAGAACACAACUACAACAACCACAAGCAUCACCGUCACUGACACCGACACCGCCGCCACCUCCACAGUCAAGACUACCACCAACUCUUCCGCCACCGAAGACGCCGUCACUGCGACUCAGUUAAUAUUAAAGGAAAUUUUACAAAACAACCUCCCAGAUUCAACGCCUACUAAAUAUUGCCCAACGUUUGUGACAAACGGUAACUGCCACGGAGACACUACUAACGGCAAUGUUAUGGAGAAUGGGCACAGUUCAGUCGCCGCAAAUGAGAGCAAUGAGAAUGGUCACGAAACAACUAAUGGACGUGAAGUGCAUUUGGAGCUCAGCCCCAACACCGGCGGCGACAAUAACACCGGCACGGGUAAGGUGCCAGAAACACAACUCACACCACCAGAAUCGCCACCGCUUUCAUCGCCCAUACAUUACGACAACAGCGUGAUUGUGAGUACCAUCAACGGCAUGAAUGGGGUCAACAGAGGCAUUUGUGGGGAGCCGCUGCCCAUCGCCGUCGAUGUUAACGGUAGUUAAUACGAAUGUCGAGUAGCGGCACUGACUCUCUGCAGCAGACCUUAAAUGAAGUGAGCUUCUUAACAGUGGUUCGGGUCCAUAAUAAGCAAUGCGUGAUGUCAGUGUUUUCAUGAGUAAUGAGAGGCGCAGCGGCUUAUGGUACUCGGAGGGUGUGUAGAGAAUGUCACAACUGUCGAAUGCCGAGUUUCGCGAGCAAUGCAACGAACGAACGAAUCAACCGACCAAACUUAAGUUGACGCGCGAAGUAAAGCGUGUGGCGGCGGUUGGCGGUUUGCGAUCUGGUGAGGGAAGCACGUAUGUACAUACAUACGUACAUUAGUAUAUAUGCAAAAGAAUGAAUAUAGGAUAUUUAGUAAGUAAAAUGCGUAUUUGUAUGUUAGCGAGUAAGUUUUUACGAUACUUAGUCAAUGGCGGCGGUCCCAUUUUAUAAAGCGAUAAAAAGUCCCACAAAUUGCAAUAUACUCUCCAAAGGAAUAUAAUCCCUAAGUCUUCAAGCAGAUGAUAGAUCGAAACAGAUGAAAAAUAGUCUAAGAGAAAGGCGAAAACAAAGAAAGAAAAAACGGGGUCGGAAAUGAGAACGGAGAAGGCUUUUGAACCACAGUCAGCGUUAAGUAAAUUCAAUAAGCCAAAAAAGGCUAAAGCUCAAAAUUUAGCAACGAUCAGCAAUCAAUUAGAAAUAAAAUUCUUGCAGUUGUAUCGCUAAAUUUGAAAGUCUUAAAUGCACAAAGACAACUAAUCUUUUACAAUUUCAUACGGCAGUUCUGUGCAUUGAGACAGUUUCUGCUACACUUCCGAUCUUCGAACUUGUGAAAAUUUAAGUUUUUAUCAUUCACAAUAGCAAUCAGAAAGCACUUUUAAGAAGACAAAAAAAUGUAGGGAACUUUUUGAAACCAGAUAGGCAUUCGGAAAUUAAAUGCAGAUUAUGAUCUUAAUGCACAUCAACACUGUCGUCUGUCAAUGUAACUGAUUCUCAAAGGCGAUAAAUAUUAAAAAGUAAUUUUGGAAAUUUCUGGAAACGCUAAAAGUCGCUAAAUUUAAUGCGCUUUCUGCGCAAAAUGAUUCAAUUUAUUAUGCUUAGACUUUUCCAAAAUUGUUUCACUCAAUUUUGAAACUAAUGCAGUAAACUUUUAAAUUUUUUAUCGAAAUUCGCACGAAAAACCUUCUCCGAUUAAGACCAAAAUACCCUACAAAUGGUUAAACGGAAUGAGAUUCGCCAAUAUAUACUGAAAUAUAGUUGUAAUAAAAUAUACAUAUACAGGCAUAAAAUAUUUAAACAAAAAUUAACUGCACACCGAAAGAAAAGGUGUCGAUAAAUACCAGAAACAAACGAAAAUUAACAGAAACUUUCACAAAGAACCCGUUAAUCCAAUAAACCGAUUAAUUGCCGAAACUAAAUUUAUUAGCCCCUUUCCUCAGCUAAAUUUAUCGAACUAGCGAAGUUCUGUAGUACUUUUUUUUUAUAUUUGACUGAUAUCUGAGUCGAUCAGAUGCAAAGCAAAAAUUAAAUACAUUUAAAUAUUUAUAGUUGUAAUUGUUAAAAGUAAUAGUUUUUAAUAAUUUUUCAAUUUUCUGUACACAUACGACAUAAGCAACUGAAAAGUUAAUUCACCUUUCAUCGCUUUAAGAGUAUUUUUUUGGGUUUUUUAUAAUUUAAUCGAUUAAUCGGUUGAACGAUAUGAUUAUUAUCGAUUUUCGAUUUUAUCUUUAAUUUUUAAGUGAUCAAACCAUAACCAUUCUGAACAGAGUUUGACUAGUUGUAUUCCAUUUACUACAGCCCUACAUAUAGCCUUUUAGAAACACAAGUCCCGUUAAUUAGUACUUUUGGCUCGUAGUUUUGUAGAAUUUCAAACACUUCUCUAUAAACAAAAAAUAUAUAUUUGCGCUUAGGGAUUUCGUAAAUCGCAUUUAAUAUAUAUGUAUGAAUAUAAUAUAAAAAUUGUAGAUCAAAAUACACACAUACACAUACAUACAUAUUUAGAUUGUAUUUAUUAGAUGUCUAGCAAUAGCAGGAAGACAACUUCAAAAGUGAAAAAGUGAAAAAGUUCAAGUGUUGAACAAAAACCUAGUACCAGAAAAUUAGCCAAAUUUUGCCAGUAAUUUAUUGAAUCCAAGGUAUGUAAUCGAGAAUUAAUUAGAAAAACUGAAAGUCGGUAGCGUGAAAAUUUUAGUUUUUGAAUAAAAAAAAACAGUUGUUGAAACCCCUCUCAAGGUCCUUCUCAGCUCCAACAAAAAGUGUCAAAUAUGUACCAACAGUGUUUCAAUCCUUAGCUACACACUUGCACACCUGCACACCUACACAACCCUUAACACACACACACACAUAUAUAUAUAUAUAUAUAAACAGAAACCUUAGCCUAUUUGAAUGUCUAUUCUACGAUAUUAUUAAUUAAUUAAUCCACUAAAACCGAUGGAACCUAAAAACAGAAUAGUUUAGAUAAAGAAGCGAACAGAAAUCGUUUCGAUGAUUCAAAUCAAACAGUAGAAAAUUAAUAAUACCGGUAAAUGAUUUGAAUAAAAAUAAAUGAUGAGCCAAAUUACAAAAAAUUCGCACACACAGACGCUCGCACAGAGCGACGAUCGAAGAGGCAAAAGAAUGAAAAUGUGCCGAUUUUUACAUUUUACAAAAACUUUACAUUUAAAAUAAAUUACUUGAAAGACGUGAAAACGAAAAGCUCGUUUGCCAAAGAGAGAAAGAAUAAUAAAAGAAAAGCGAAAAUUUUCUAAAAGCAACAUGAAGAAAUGACAAAACAGUUACACAUUGCCCGCUCGGUGAGAGAGAAACGCCAAAAAAUAUGCAUUGGGAGCGGAGCUUCUAAAAUGAGGUUAUGUAGCGGAGGCUGGUGAGGAAUAAUAGUGACUCUCAGUGACUGCUAAAUACGUAUGUAUGAACAUAUAUAUGUAUAUGUCUGUAUACAAACUCAGAAACAUAGAUGCAUAUGCAUUUUAUUAUUUACAUGAAUAUGAAUAUUGACGAAAUGCACAGGAAGGAUAUUAAAUAAAUAUAAUAAAUAAAAAAAAAAUUGUUUAUUGCAUACAUAAAUUUUUAAAUUUUAACAAUAAAUAGUUAUUAAUUCAUAAUGGCAGAUAAUUAAUUGAAAUGGCAAUGCAACAGCCGAUUUUGUAGGCGAUAAUAAUGAGUUUGCCCAAACCAAAUUAAGCUGCAUUAAAAAAAAA